AAAAGGGGAAGAAGUCCCUCCCCGGCGGCGGAGGCGGCCGGGGUAAUCGCGGGGCGGCGGCAGCGCGGGGGCCGCCUCCUGGUCCGCCGCGGUCGGCGCGCCCGUCCCGCCGCCCGCGCCAUGGCAGGAGCUGGAGGCGGCGGCUGCCCCGCGGGCGGCAACGACUUCCAGUGGUGCUUCUCGCAGGUCAAGGGCGCCGUCGACGAGGACGUGGCCGAAGCUGACAUCAUUUCAACUGUUGAAUUUAAUUACUCUGGAGAUCUUCUUGCAACAGGAGACAAGGGCGGCAGAGUUGUUAUUUUUCAGCGGGAACAAGAGAAUAAAAGCCGCCCUCACUCUAGGGGAGAAUAUAAUGUUUACAGUACCUUUCAAAGUCAUGAACCAGAGUUUGACUAUUUGAAAAGUCUAGAAAUUGAGGAAAAAAUUAAUAAAAUUAGGUGGUUACCACAACAGAAUGCUGCUCAUUUUCUGCUCUCUACAAAUGAUAAAACUAUAAAAUUAUGGAAAAUAAGUGAACGGGAUAAAAGAGCAGAAGGUUAUAACUUGAAAGAUGAAGAUGGACGGCUUCGAGAUCCAUUUAGAAUUACAGCACUACGGGUCCCAAUACUGAAGCCCAUGGACCUUAUGGUAGAAGCAAGUCCACGACGGAUUUUUGCAAAUGCUCACACAUAUCAUAUAAAUUCCAUUUCAGUAAAUAGUGAUCAUGAAACAUAUCUUUCUGCAGAUGACCUGAGAAUUAAUCUAUGGCAUUUAGAAAUCACAGAUAGAAGUUUUAACAUUGUGGACAUCAAGCCUGCUAACAUGGAGGAGCUGACAGAGGUCAUCACAGCAGCCGAGUUCCACCCACACCAGUGCAAUGUGCUUGUCUACAGCAGCAGCAAAGGGACCAUCCGCCUAUGUGACAUGCGCUCCUCGGCCCUGUGCGACAGGCACGCUAAGUUUUUUGAAGAACCUGAAGAUCCCAGCAGUAGGUCUUUCUUCUCAGAAAUAAUUUCAUCCAUUUCCGAUGUAAAAUUUAGUCACAGUGGUCGGUACAUGAUGACCAGAGACUACCUGUCGGUGAAGGUGUGGGACCUCAACAUGGAAAGUCGGCCUGUCGAGACCCACCAGGUCCAUGAGUACCUGCGAAGCAAGCUUUGUUCUCUCUAUGAAAACGACUGCAUCUUUGACAAGUUUGAGUGCUGCUGGAAUGGGUCGGACAGUGCCAUUAUGACUGGGUCCUACAACAACUUCUUCAGGAUGUUUGAUAGAAACACACGGAGGGAUGUUACACUGGAAGCGUCAAGAGAGAACAGCAAGCCUCGAGCCAGCUUAAAGCCUCGGAAAGUAUGUACAGGUGGAAAGAGAAAGAAAGACGAGAUCAGUGUGGACAGCCUGGACUUCAAUAAGAAGAUCCUCCACACGGCCUGGCACCCCAUGGAGAACGUUAUUGCUGUAGCUGCCACCAAUAACUUGUAUAUAUUCCAGGACAAAAUCAACUAAGAAGUUAACUUGAGGACUAAGUCUUGUCUUGCAUAGUGAAGCCGGUCAUUUUCUGUCAGAGAAAAGGCAUUGUUGUCCUCUCCAUUAAGAACAGUGACACACCACUUCCCUUCCUGGACACAGGAGAGAAGCGGCCUCGGCUGGAGUCCCAGGGUGGUUCUGCCUUCAGCAAGGUGAGAAGUGGGUGCUGCUGCUCACGCGAGAAACCCACUUGAAGCAGAAUCGACAGACAUGGCUCAGGAAAGGCCAUUACUCUAAAUAAGUGUAUUUAUUUAAGUCUGAGCCUUCCUUUCCAGUUCAUAGACCAAAAAAUUAACAUCCAAGAGAAAAUCUGUCAGGUCUCUCUCCAGUUCUCUCCCUCUUUCUCCGCCAUCAUACUCGGGCCUUCACACGCGUGGGGUGUGGCGACUGUCCACACUCCUCCCCGGCCUUCACCUGAGUCCAGGCGGGCUUCCCGUUGGUGUGUGGAUACAGCCCGAGCAGGCUCAGGCAGCUUUACUCCCCCACUGUACCUACCAUCACCUUCUGGUGUGACCACUUAAUAAAAACAACACACUAUAAAAAGUGUUUUUAAACCCAAGCAUAAGUAUCGUCUUUUUAUUUGCUUUAAUUGCAUAUAGCGAAAUUAUGCAGAAUUAUUCUUUGGAACAAUUUGAAAAAUUUCUGUCCUCCUUUGGCAGAACGGUGGAGUAUGUACAGUACUUCAGUCUCUGAAUUUGCCUGUCCCCAAACUGCCAUAACUUGGUUUUGUUUCUGUAGAAAUAGUCCAUCUGGUAUACCAGGUAAGAUCUGGGAAAAGCCAUAAUUGAGGCCACCUCUGAGAAAAAAAAAAAAACUGCAAGGAGAAGCAACAAAAUUGCUGUUAUUGUAUUAAAAGUAGGCCUCAAAUCCACUACAGUUGAAAACGUGCUUUCUUUUUAAACCUUUUUAGAAAGUACUCUGGCAGGGGAAAUAUACUUUUUAAAUACUACUAAAAUUAUACGCAUGCUAAAUUUCACAUUGCAUUUCAAGCCAGCAAAAUUAAACAAUUAUUAUGUGAUGCCUCCAGUACCUUGGUGGUCUAUUUUGAAAGUAGGAUAUUUGAUGUCAGAAGUCAAGAUUUCCCAAGACAAAAUAUAGAGGUGAACCGAUGCUAAAUGAUUGGAGCUUGCUUCCCUGAGAUUUAACACACGAGCCUGAUCGCAAUAGCUCCAAGGAAUGGAGAGCCAGGGGCCAUGUGCCACUGCUGGAAUUAGGGUGUAUUCUGAUAACUAAUAAUAUAGAUAUGCAAGAACAAAACGUCUGUUAUCACUCUGGAUUAAUGUUAACAGAAUGCCACUUUAGUUUACAUUAAAUUAGAAAUUGAGAAUCUAAAAUACCUUUAUUUUAAUUUAAAAAUAAUUCUUAUGCUGUGUAUUGGUGUUGACACAACUUACAGAGUCUGAGAUGUGGAACCAAGUUGUUUAAACAUUAGUCAAUCCUGGUCCUUAAGAAAAAAAGCAGUUCUAGUAAAAUGGGAUUGUAUAUAUCUGUUCAACUAUUUUGACCAAAAAGUUUAAUAAAUUUUAAAUGUUUAACUGGA
This is a messenger RNA of Cynocephalus volans (Philippine flying lemur), 3043 nucleotides long. It is a transcript of the gene PPP2R2D, whose product is annotated as protein phosphatase 2 regulatory subunit Bdelta. Gene Ontology annotation, molecular function: protein binding; protein phosphatase regulator activity. Gene Ontology annotation, cellular component: protein phosphatase type 2A complex; cytosol. Lineage: Eukaryota; Metazoa; Chordata; Mammalia; Dermoptera; Cynocephalidae. The transcript has 9 exons. The record is from RefSeq and is a predicted model, not a curated record. Bases 121 to 1482 code for a protein of 453 amino acids.